Branchiostoma floridae (Florida lancelet) is the source of this 2694-nucleotide messenger RNA. Its product is annotated as A disintegrin and metalloproteinase with thrombospondin motifs 9-like. Lineage: Eukaryota; Metazoa; Chordata; Leptocardii; Amphioxiformes; Branchiostomatidae. Gene Ontology annotation, biological process: extracellular matrix organization. Bases 56 to 2677 code for a protein of 873 amino acids. Gene Ontology annotation, molecular function: metalloendopeptidase activity. The record is from RefSeq and is a predicted model, not a curated record. The transcript is spliced from 19 exons. Gene Ontology annotation, cellular component: extracellular matrix.
AUGUUUCCGCCAGGCUUACUACUCCACGGCGGCACAGGAAACUUUGCCAACCCCCAUGCAGAAAACGUGCAAGCGGCUGUGGUGCAUGAACGCAGACGGGAUACAGAAAGGGUGCCGGACGCAGCACAUGCCCUGGGCCGACGGAACACCCUGCGGAAACAACAAGUUCUGUCUCCAGGGCGACUGUGUGUCAACGCGGUCGAAGCUGAAGGCGAUUGACGGGGGCUGGGGGCCGUGGUCCAAGUACGGGGCGUGCUCCCGGACCUGCGGAGGGGGGGUCAAGUACGCCAGGAGGCAGUGCAACAACCCCAGUCCGCAGAACGGAGGCAAGUUCUGUCUGGGGCGCAGGAUGAAGUUCAGGUCCUGCAACACCAAGGAGUGUCCGCCUGGCAGUAAGGACUUCCGUGAGGAGCAGUGCGCCAAGUUCAACGGGCAGCACUUCAACAUCAACGGCCUGCCGCCCUACGUCAGAUGGGUCCCCAAGUACGCUGGAGUUCUGAUGAAGGACCGGUGCAAGCUGUUCUGUCGCGUGGCGACGGGCACAGCAUACUACCGGCUCAAGAACAAGGUCAUCGACGGGACGCCCUGCGGACCGGACACCAACGACAUCUGCGUACAGGGCAUGUGCCGGAGAGCGGGCUGUGACCGUGUCCUGAACUCAAAGGCUCGGCGAGACAAGUGCGGGGUGUGCGGCGGGGACAACUCCUCCUGCAAAACUGUGGCUGGAACCUUCAACCUUAUCCAGUAUGGUUACAAUGAUGUGGCUACCAUCCCUCGCGGGGCCACGAACAUCGACAUCAGGCAGCAUGGCUACUACGGACGAGUGGACGACGACAACUAUCUCGCCCUGAGAAGAAGUAACGGGGAGUACAUCCUGAACGGGAACUUCGUGGUCAGCAUGUUUAAGCGGGAGAUCAGGGUGGCCGGCCCCGCCGUGCUCGAGUACUCGGGCUCCGACAACGCCAUCGAACGUGUCAACGGGACCAAGCGCAUCGAGGAGGACAUAGUAGUCAUGGUUCUGUCAGUAGGGAAGCUGUACCCUCCCGAUAUCCGCUACUCAUACAGCUUUCCUGUGGAGAAGCCUCAGUUCAGAUGGGACCCCAACGGGCCGUGGGGGGAGUGCAGCAAGGUCUGCCAAGGGCAGAAGAAGAAGAAGGUGCAGUGUGUCCGGGAGGAUGACGGCCAUGUGGUCUCCGACCAACGUUGCCACCACCUGAACAAACCUGGCACUGUCACAUCCACCUGUAACCUGGACUGUGAGAUCAUGUGGGUGAUAGCCCAGACCAGCGAGUGCUCUGUGCGCUGCGGCACAGGAACCGUCUCCAGAGUUAUCCAGUGUGUGAAGAACCCGCUCAGCAGCCAGCCAAUCGUGGUGGAUGACAAGUACUGCGAGGACCAGCGCCCCUCGGAGGUGGAGAGGUGCUCCGGGGAGUGUCUGCCCACGCACUGGGAGUUUACACCUUGGUCUGAGUGCACGCGGACUUGUGGUGGAGGCAGCCGGUUCAGAGACGCCAGCUGCCUAGACAGUGGUGGGAACCCAUGCACGCGGACUUGUGGUGGCGGCAGCCGGUUCCGUGACGCCAGCUGCCUGGACAGCGGUGGGAACCCGGUCUCCCACGACGAGUGCGACGCCAGCAGCCGGGUUGUCGAUCAGGUCUGCAACGAUCGCGCCUGCCCGCAGUGGGUCGUCAACGACUGGACUGGAUGCUCGGUGACAUGCGGCCAGGGACUCCGACAGAGAUACGUCAGCUGUCGAGACAUCCAUGGUAACGUAGCAGACGAUUCGGCGUGCGCGCACAUCCCCACGCCGAGUGCCCAGGAGACGUGCCUGCCAAAAUCCUGUGGAGGGGGGCAGUGGAGAACCGGAGAGUGGAACAGGUGCCCUGUGAGCUGUGGAAGCGGCACGCAGACCCGGUACGUGGCCUGCGUGUUCCCCGGCCAGGAGAACAUCGCGGAUGAGAUCGACUGCGACCCCAGCCAGCGCCCCGUCAGCGAGCAGGCCUGUAACGCGAACCCCUGCGACGUCCAGCGCUACUACAACCCGACACCCAGCAUCAGCAGUAAUCGGAUACCCACGGGACUCACCGCCAAGUGGAGAACGGGGCCCUGGGGAGGGUGCUCGAGCACGUGUGCAGGUGGAUGGAAGCGGCGCGCUGUGGAGUGCCAGGACGGGAACGGCCAUCCCAGCUCCAACUGUAACGACAGAACGCGACCUUCAGAGAUGGCGCCGUGUAACGCUGGCCCCUGUCCGAUAUGGAACUACGGGCAGUGGGGACAGUGUUCAGUAUCGUGUGGCGACGGUGAACAGACGAGACUCGUCCACUGCCAGCUGCCGAACGGUCAGAUCCUGUCGGACCACGGGUGCGAGGUCCUGGACAAACCGCCCGACAAGCAGCCGUGCAGAAACCACCCCUGUCCGCGGGCGGCGCGCUGGAACAGAGGACCCUGGUCGACGUGUUCGGUGACGUGCGGUCGUGGCCUGAAGACGCGUGAGGUCGUCUGUAAGGAUUCUGCUGGAGUCACCCUCCCACACCGCCACUGUCCGAAGAAGCAGCCGCGGCGACAGCGGAAGUGUCGUGCCGGACGUUGCCCCAAGUGGCGCCCAACUGCGUGGAGCACGGUACGUUCGUCAAUCCCUCACCUGGGCCAGGUUAUAGUAGAGUUGAUUAAUUCCUGAAGCUACCGACAUGUUGC